Molecule: messenger RNA, 11996 nt
Organism: Spirometra erinaceieuropaei
Lineage: Eukaryota; Metazoa; Platyhelminthes; Cestoda; Diphyllobothriidea; Diphyllobothriidae
Source: the annotation of a GenBank genome assembly
AUGGAACGCGCAGAGAAGCCGAAGCCUAAAGAGAUUCCCAACGUUAUCACAGACAUUAAAAAUCGAAAGACAUACAUUAAGGGCAGAUUCCUUGGGAAGGUGUGUUGAUUAUUUCUCUUUUGAGUCCUCAGGGUGGGUUCGCACGGUGCUGGGAACUGAUUGACAAAGAUACGCACGAUAAGUAUGCAGGCAAAGUCGUGUGUAAAAACGACCUCGUCAAACCGUCACAGAAGCAAAAAAUGCAGCAGGAGAUUAUUAUCCAUUCUUCCCUGAAACAUGAGAAUAUUGUCAACUUUCACCGGUCAUUCGAUGAUAGCAGCAACAUCUACAUACUACUCGAACUGUGUACUCGACGGGUAAGUGAAUGUGUGAAUUAAGGUAUCUUUGUAGACAUUAAUGGAGUUACACAAACGAAGGAGACACAUUACAGAGCCUGAAGCUCGUUACUUUGUCAGACAGACUGUUAACGGCUGCCAGUAUUUGCACUUGAACAACAUUAUUCACCGAGACCUUAAACUAGCCAACCUCUUCUUAAAUGACGAGAUGGUGAUAAAAAUAGGAGAUUUUGGUUUGGCCUGUAAAAUAUCGAAUGAAGGAGAGAAGAAGAGAACACUCUGCGGCACACCAAAUUACAUAGCCCCUGAGAUCCUCACGAAGCAUGGUCACAGCUUCGAAGUCGACUCGUGGUCUAUCGGAUGUAUAUUGUAUGUCUUUGCCUCUCUUACGCUUUAUCGUCCAGAUAUACUCUGCUUGUCGGUCGUCCCCCGUUUGAGACAUCGAACCUUAAAGAGACCUACGAAAGGAUUAAAAAGAAUGAAUACUUAAUCCCUCCCGGGGUCUCCGUGCCGGCUUCGAGACUCAUCCGGGCCCUUCUAGACGCAGACCCGUCCAAGCGGCCAAGCAUGUUUAGUGUGAUAGAACAUGAAUUCUUCAAGGGAUUCACUCCGAAUUGUUUGCCUGUUAGCGCCCUUACAACUAGUCCUCGGUUCGACAACCUCUGUCGGAAUCUUGCCGAUAGAAAGCCUCUGUCGGUAAUCGACGCCAAUUUGAAUAUGUCUGCAGUAAAUUUGGACGCAAAUCGUGACUGUGAUUCUGAUGACUUCUGGUUAGGGUCUCUCCAGAAAAAGGUAUACUUCAUUCACACUUGAUGGUCUUUGUAGAUAAAUGAGGUAAUUACUGCUCCCAAAACGACCAGGAAUUCCCUCAAAGCAAUGGAAGACAGUGAAGAUCCAGCCAGUAUACCCAUCUAUUGGGUUUCAAAAUGGGUGGACUAUUCGGAUAAAUACGGGAUUGGAUAUCAUCUUUGUGACAGUUCGAAUGGCGUUUUGUUCAAUGAUGGAACCCGCCUGCUUCUGACGGCUAAUUCUGAGAAUCUGCAGUAUAUAGACAAAGGUGGCACGGAGUACCUGUACACCAUGGUUGAUUAUCCCAACUCCUUGGCCAAAAAAGUGACCCUUCUCAAGUGUUUCACUUCUUACAUGCAUGAAAAUCUGCUAAACGUGAGUCUUAUUGACUUUUGGUGUUUUGCUGCCAUUGUCGCUGGUUUCUGCCAGGAAAACCGGUUUAACUCCUUAGCAAGUCUUUAUCAAAAGGCUUCCCGUAACUAAACGCCAUACCUGUCAGUGUAUUUAAAACAUACCGAUCGGGACCAGUGAAGUGUAGGCUGGUUAUUGGGAUUUUUGCAGGCCAUUCUUAGCCGACCUUUCCGUACCAUUUUUUGGAAUUUUUUCGCUGUGCACCUCGGGCUACGCAUAAAACGUUUCCUCAAAAUCGCGAAGCCUUUCCGCUCUUUGGUUAUUAAAUCCCUUCACCGCCUAAACUAUGCAGAGUAACUAAGUCUUCCCGUCAUUCCACUUAAAGUGCAGAUUCUGCCAGCCACCCACCACUACUUCGUGAAGACAAGGUUUUCCGAUGAGGUGAGCUCAAGCCGUUUCAGGUUGGACAGGCUGUACACUUCCCACUAUUCUGUGGGAACAGUUGGGUUUACUCACUUAUGUUCAUUACCACUAAAGUCUCGACUUGUUUCAGAAGUGAAGUCUCUGCACCAGACUUUAACCGUCUCGUGUCAUUUCUAUCGAAUAAUUGCUUGUGAAAUUCAGUGGCUGUACCUUCUGUCAAACCUGUAGUAGCGACCCGCCGUUUCUCUUGCCGCCAUAGUCUGUUAUUAGCAGCGCAAGGCCCACAUACCUGGUUGCAUCAUUAAGGUUAGUCGGUGUAGAUGAACUACGUUGCCACCUUGUUUCUUAGGAAUAUUUUGAGUUCGGUGAUUAGCCUAACUACAAUUCGCACUUAGCCUCCCUGGACUCCUCGUUUUUGCAUAUGCGUCAUCUAUUCCGGUCAUAUUAGCUAUUUAUAUGACAUGAGAAGUCUGAGAGACCGAUUGUUUUUACACGAGAGUACAGACAGGCCAUGUCAGCUAGAAAUAACUCACUUCCGUGCGCGCUCUGUCAUUUCUCCUGAUCAUAUUAGGCUCAAACGUCAUCUCUCCCUCUGAUGACCUGUCAUUGUACAAUAGACACUAGAUCCAUAUCUUCCUGGCUGUCUGAGAUUGCGUCCUAAUGCAAGAGAGGCAUAGAGCUCCUGGAGAUAAUAGGCAACGAUUUUAAAACGGUCAAUUAUUGUGGCUCAGGAAGAAACCUGCCCGAUUUGAGGGCGUGCCUUCACAGCCAUGAAACAAGAUAAGACAUGUUUCAAAUGUUCGGACUCCCCCAUAGUCUACUCCGUGGUUGGCAGUCUUCGUGCGCUCCAAGGAGCCUUCUUUGUCCGCGCUAUUUGCAGCCGUAAGGUGAUAAACUGUUUUAGCCUGGAUUGACGUGACGAUAUUGCAUCAGGUUAUCAGACUUAUGACUAGACAAAAUCGACGAGUGGACAAUUCAGGACAGUCUAACGGCUAACUUCAAUUUUUCAGACAAAAUGUUUUUUGUGGAACGGUCACCAGUGUACUAAACCGGUUGGAUUGGACCAGAUAAGUGCACUUACCCAUUUCCAAGUGUUAGAAAUGCCACGUAUCAGCACCGCGUCACGUUCCUAGACUAUCAGUGGACCUUACUAGCUACCGUUUAGAUCUUUUAGUAAUGAAAUUGUCCCUCUAAAUGUCGAAAGUGGCCUUGUUUAAGAUCCUCCAAGAAACUUGUAUUGUGGAGACCGAUGUCUCCGACAAUAGAAAGUCCAUGGGAAAUAGCCAUUCGUAACGCGGCCCGUGGAUUUAUGACUAAAUCUGCACCACAAGACGGACUGUCGCAAAUCGCCAAUCCUGAUAUCAGCGAACCCUCGUCCCCGAUGGGCCUAAAACGACUUUAGAUGCAGUCCCUCGGAAUGCUGUGUAGAUUUGCCUCCGUAGCAAGAUAUGCGUUUACUUCAUGUUCCCAACGUCGGUUUCAAGCGUUAAAAAGAUGCCGUGACAAAUUCGCAGACAGUGGAUACCGACGAUUCUCGCCAUUGUUCUGAGCAUCAUUCUCGGACGUAGUGGUUGGUUUGAUAUACACCUAGGGGUUAUCGGUAUGGCGUUACGUUUGCGAAGGGGAUCGCCUUGCAGCUAAAUGUUGAUGGUGUCCACCUACACAACAGCCCCUUCCACCACUAACGCCAUGCCAUUCACCUCCUUAUAGGAAGAUCCGCUUAUUCUUAAAGGUAUAGAUUGGGUCGGGUCUACACUUGGACAGGUACGGUAUUUCGUUAGACCUGGUUAGUUAUAAAUUAAUUUCCUGGUCUGAAGAUGCCCGUGGCACCUGCGUUGGCUUCCGUUACGAGUGCGGCGUUUACUUGACGGCCAGUAGUAUUCGCGAUGUUAGGGUUCGAUUCGCAUUGCCCAUCGAAGUAAAAGGGGCCAACUGCUUCUAUUCAUAAAUGAUUGAAAGCUAUGCCGUGCAUAACCUGGAUCGGUUGCACGAAUAAACCACAAAUUCCUCAUCGCAUGUCUUCCUUGCUGAAUAGACCAGGUCCGCCUCACCGGUAUCCCCCCACAAACCUCUGCAGUAUGCCACAUGGGUUACUCCGGGAAGCCAAUUUGCCUGAAGGUUAUACUGUUAAUGACGGGUUGGGCCGUAAAGAAACCGAUUUAUCUUCACAAUGUGUUGGGAACUACAUUUUUGAUUGUGCUCUAAUCUACGCCUGACCGGGAUACCGACAUGCUCAGGGCAUUCAUGCGCGAGAGGUGCCGAUUUUUCAUUCUUACUGAAAUAAUGGAAAAUUCAAGAAGAAUCCCUGAUAACUUCAACUCCAACCGAAAUGCAUCUGUCAAGGCACCCAAUUAACAAUGAACACCCUUAAUUAAGUCAAAAUAAAAGAAGUGUUGGGAGUAAUAUUGUGCUGGAAGAAAAACGAAUUUUGUUAUUAAAAGCAAGAACACUGAAAACGCAAAUGAUUGCCGUGCAGAAGUACGUACUACCCGUCCAUUCAAUUGGGUGAGUAAAACAGUCAAAGCACAACGUUGAGAAGCCCCUUUGAAUAGUUUUUACGCGGAAUAUCCUCCGAUAAGUGGUAUAAAAUGCGGCAUAGUAGCUAGAGAACUGCUUUAUAUUUAAUGCCUGAAAACGGUAUUAUUGGAGUCCGGUGCGAAUUUUUCGAUUUUGCAUUGCCUGAACUGUACUUGGCUGAGACAGGGGACAGGGGUGUCACAGGGAUAGAAGAUCCCACAAGGUCGCUGACAAAUAACGGACUAUAAACAAUGUAUAAUCACGGCCAUAUCAUUUUCUGAGAAGAAUUUUUCUCUGAAAUUACUGUACUUUCUUGUUGCUGUGAAGUCCGUUCGUUUACAAAGCAUCCCUUACGUAUCAGUGGACGCUAAAGUUUUCAAUGUUUUCGGUGGAUUGCCCGAAAAGAUUGUCUCUUCAGCUCUUUUUUUUUCAAAACUUUCGAAGUCAGACAAAUUUCAAAAUUUUGCCCAUGUGGAGAGUUCUCAAACCUUCUGCAUAUGGCAGUUGGUGUCAUGUCUGUAUGUGAAUCUUGAUAGACAAAGUAAAUGAAUGUCCGCAGCGAAGGCAUGCAAAAAACGCCUUGUCAUGUCUAUGUCGGACAGACUUUCCGCUGUUAUUAAUUCGAAUGGACAAUCUACAAAGUACUACUUUUUUGUAUCUGUUUCUGUCCUUAAUUAUUUUUGACCUUUUAUGCGCCCUCCUCCUUUAUACGUCUUCAUACGUAGCCUUUAUUAACUUGGUUGUAAUAUAGGCGUUUCUCGAAAAUGUGACUUUUGUCGAAAAUUAUUUAUUUUUAUCUCAGUAAAUAAUAUUUUCUUAACCAAACUUUGCUUUAUUUCUUUAACACAUCGUUUAUUUUCCGCUAUCAGACUUUGGGAGCCGUAGUGUUUACCGAUUUUGCGUUAAAGUCGUUAACCUGUGUUAAUUCGUGACAUUUCAUGAGUUAGCACAGGUACUGUAUAUUUUCUACCAUAAAAAAAAACAAAAUCAUUUUCUCGCUCCACCGUAACGGUUUCUACUUUACUUCGUUAAUUCCAGGUUCCAUGAUAUGAUUAUAACUGCACAAAUUCAUCUUAGAUUAUGUAAAUGCAUCCGAAGACGACUGACCCGAUGCCCGUUCCGGUUCAUAACUGCCUAGUAACUGAAAAUGAACCGCACUAUACGCUAAAAAGUUAAGUUGGCCUUUCAGUGGUACCCAUUUUUACGAUUACUUCGAAAACAUUUGAUUAUGUUUGGGAAUUACGGGUUCGGUAAACAUAUUGUUAGCGUUCCUAGUAAGUUGCAGACCAAAAUGGCCAGAUUUACAAACCACUCUUUUUUAAAAGAGACUCUCUGAAAACAACAUGCUUACUUACAACAUGACUCACCGAGAAGCUUCAGGCGACAACUACCUGCGGGGCAGACAGUAGAUAAAACCGAACAGGCGAGUUCAAAGAAGCAGUUCAGAAGAAGAAAAUGCGAUCACUGGAACAAGAAGUUUAUUGGCCGGAUGUUUCGUAUUCUCACUCGAUCCCCUUAUCAGAGAAAUUCGCGACUGUCUCUUGCAUUAGUUUUCCACAGGAUAGUGUCAACAUUCCUCAGCGCAGUCGAUCGCUCGAAUCACUCGCGAACCCACCGCAGUGUCGCCAGAUAAGCGGUCGCGGAUGUUCGGUCGACAGGUGCCAUGUGCGCUUUAGUUGUUCACCCCGUCCCUACACACCCAGCGGUUGCAUUGAUUAGCCCAUACAUAUACGCUUACGCGAUGGGUUUGCUAGAACAGCACAGCCUAGGUUCCCCUGACACCAGCACACGUCGCGUCGACGCAACCCGUGCAGGGCCUUGUCGGUCAUGUGUGUAUGUAUGUUAGCGAUACACCCAUCAGGGAUGUGAGCACAUUUGUUGUCGGAAUAACGGACAAAACACCGCGCGUGGAUCAGUGCGUCGCUCACUAAUGGGAGAUGUGAAUUUGGACAAGGACCGACUCAGAGGAUGCGAAGGAUCGGCGCGUGGGUGGCGCGCGUAGACGGUGGCUUUGAAGCCACACCAGACCCUGUGUCCAAUGCUAUCGCCAGGUAGCUUGAUUCAGGCGACGGGCGCGUAGGAGAAGGAAGGGAGUUAGGCCAGUCGGGCGAUUUAUUUGCAUUGCAAACGGGCAAGGAUUCCUUAAAGCUGUGGCAACAGGCCAAGAGAGUUGCUGACUGAGUUGGUAAGUCAGUCCUACACAGCACUGAGAAUGAGAUCGAAACAACUCUUUCUGAAUGUGCCCGUUACUAGACUAAUGUGAAGUGUCAAGCUCCCCUCUUUUCGGAAGACUUGUUCGGGUGAAGAUAGGGGCAGGGUGGUGCGUUCCAUCUUCAGACGGACGACUUGGCUUCGUUGGGUACUGCACCCGCGCCCUCAUCUACUCUUAUUGUUUUUGUCUUGUCAUGGUGAAUGUGAGGUAGAUGCUGCACGGGUUUUCCUUAACAUGAACGCAAUCAAGCCCAACUUAUCAUUUCGCCCCUGUAAUAAGCAUAGAACUAUACAUGUACCUGACCGACUGAAGCAUCGGCCGGUAUCCUAGAUUUCGAUUUCGACCGCAGGCUUUAUUUGGGUUGAUGGUACGUGUCCCAUUUUACUUUUGACUAUUGCAUUGAUUGCGAAGAUGGUCGAGGUUUUCGGCAGAUAACCAGUAAACAGCGCCUUUGCAGCCAACUUGCAUGCCUUCGAAAAGCCUGCCGUUAACGAUUUAUUCUGGCUUUUUACCCAAUCUGACCACACUUUACUACUGUGGGCCUAGCACACGUCCUGCUGUUUGCCUCCCAGUACAUGUGUCGUAAAUUUUGGUUCUUCCUCAUUUUUGUUUUAGGCUGGGGAGAACAUUACUCGCCGCGAGUCUGAUAGCAUGGCCAGGCUUCCCUUCCUCCGUAAAUGGUUCCGAACAGACUUGGCCAUUAUCCUGCAUCUUAGCAAUGGCACUCUGCAGGUUCGUGUGCGACUUCUGUUAUGCUGCCCGUUUUAAUUUCCCUGGAAAUUCAUGCGCGAACUUACAUGACAAUCACAUUUUUGCCAGAACGUCUGGUAAAACGUCUAGGCUUACUUCCUCUCCUGCAUAAAGUUCCAUGAUCACACCUCACUUGUCAUAGUCGGGAUAGAAUUUAUGAUUUAGGGUAACCCACAGAGCUACAUGUCGACGCCUGACUCACUCAUUGGAAUAGCAAGUAAAUUUUAGACAGCUUUGUCUGAUUAUCAUUCAUUCAUGAGAGCAUUUCUACAUGCGACUCCCCGCCACCCCAGUUACAUCCUCGACUCAAAUGUUUUAAUCAAUUUUGGGGGACUUCUCCGUGUUUUUUUUAAGUUAGUCGACUCAAAUUGUAGUGGCAUUGGGCCACAAACACGAGCGUCUGUUACAGCAGACCUAAUUGUGGACUAGACGCGCGCAUGGCACAAAUUGAUGACAUGUCAGCAAUUACGCUCCAUCCUGUCCCCACAUUUAGCUUCACCCGGUCUUGCCACUGGCAGACAACGAGAAGAAGGCCGUAGUAAGCCGCUUCCUUAGUGAUACUUUCUCACUGUUUGACACACUUUCGACCUAUCGUGGCACUUUACCCGCCUUAGCUCGACAGGUUGCCUGCCGACGGGGUUUUAGAGACCGAAGGUCAUACUGCAGUGACUCCUUAAUAUAUCUCUGCGUCGUUGUGAAAUCCGAGUUAAUAAAAAAUGAUUCAUGUUAGUCGAAGGAUUAACAGCUGAAACAUGGCAAGCGACAAGAUCCGGCAGUCUAAGGUGCAGUGGUGACUUGUGCGUAAAAUUAUUUAAAGUGGAGUAGACUUGCGUGCAGCAUUUACCUCACCCAUUAUUACCACCCGCUGUAUUCCAGUGGUGAGACAAGGUCAGGAGAAUGGAAGUCGAGCAUGAGCGCGGUGACUGACAGCGUUAGUUGGCCCAUCCAAACGUGCUACGUGACCCGGUCAAUAAUUCGACGGACCCUGCUCAUUGCACAUAUGUGUGUCACCAACGCCACACCAAAAAACCCGUUGCACCCUGACUUUCAUCACAUAGGAGGUUCGAGUUGUCCCUUCAGCUGGCAACUUUUGAUGCCAGGACUUUUAGCCGUAGUAAUAUUUCCGAACGUGUCUGAUUAAUAAUGUCGGGAAACUCUGUACAGCUGCCACGACUGCGAAUAACUCAGUGUCGGCCUCACUCUUCAACUGACAAAUGGUCUGUCCAUGCUUGUCGGUCGAUUGGCGGUGGGAUUGGACGUAGUGGCUGGCGUAGCCUGGGCCUCCGUCUAACGGGUUUCAUAGUUAUGUACGGCAAUAGACGCAGGCGACUUCAGUGCAGCUGGACAAACGCAUGUCAUGAGCCACUGACCCGGUUUUGGUUUAACACGACAGUGGCGCAGCUCGCUUGCUGGGCCCAUGCCCAUGGAAUAGCACGUGUUCGAAACGCACACUUAUCGCAAACUAGACAUCAAAAUUAGAAGAAUUUUUCGUAGACGGUUGGAGUCGGUACUAAGACCUUGACUCUUAUUCCGUAAAAAUUGUUCAUACGAGUCGUACCACUUUCGGUCUCCGUCGUUGGCGAAGAGAAUGGGUUGAGCUGCCCAGAUCUGCUGCCGCGGAUCGUCACGCAUGGAGAAGUACAGUUCAUGACAUCAUCGAGACCGGCUAGAUCAGGCAUGAUCGCGGCCGUAUCAAGUACAAGUACUGGUCAACACUCGUUUCCUGCAUAUUUGAGCAUGGCCCCUUAUAGUGCUGAGGAUCCGCCCGGAAUGAUCCACCCCUAAAUCUCUCUCUUUUGACUCGGCGAGCAAGGAGCGAGGUGUACUUCAUGCUAGGGGGGGGGGGGACGUUUCCUCUCAGUUGUCGGGAUAGGUGAAUGUCUUUCCAACCAUGUACCUCCGAAUCUGAUAGGCUCGGCCACCUCAGCUCUUAUCCAGUCUAAGAACGCCUCGGCACCCAAGUAUAACUGCCAAGUCCGCUGUCUACAGUGCAUAUCCUUGGUGCUAUAGCCAAACUGGAAAACAAAUCACGCGCUAAGGAAUAUCGCCCAGCGGAAACAUACCAGCAUUAAGUAUGAUAGCCAAUCAAUUGCGCAGUAUUCUGACUGGAAGUGAGGGAAAAGAAGUGACCGAAGUGACGUAAUUGCACGGGUCUUUGGGACAAACGACAGAUUGUUAUGGUAGAAGUACCACUGCAUAAGGAUGUUUAACAUUGUCACAAACGUCUUCUCAGCCGUCAUCUCCAAUUGACUCUGCAUGUAUCGCCACAAACUGAUUAUAAAAAAUAAGUGCUGCAGCAAUGUGUUGAUUACUACUUGCUUUGCGAAUCCUCGAGCACUGCCACUGUCCCCAGCAGCUUGCUGUCUGUUUUGUGAAUUUUGCUUCUGUUCUCGACUCAAACCAUCACGAUAUUGUCUUUGGAACUGUCCACCUCCCCAGCGUCUUCACUUUUUCGGGGGGUUAUUUUCGUGGCGUGACCAAAAAUUAUGAAAGAUGAUAGACAUUGCGUCCCAGCAGUUCGACGAUCGGAGGUUGCGCAUGCAUCUACCACCGACUAGUAGUGGGAACCAUCUCACUCAUACCACUUGUACCGCCUUAAAAGGUGAAUUAAGGAUCGUGGCAAAUAAUCGCCAUCUCUCCUUAAUAAUGCGCUUCAUCCUUCAGUUCAGCGAGGACUUAUCAAAUAAAUCGUUUGGAACGGUAAGCUCGGACGUGCACUGUUUCCCCCCUGCCUGCUCGUGCUGAAGGCAAUCCCGUCACAAGGUUUCCACCUCACUUCACUCGUCUCAUACUGGCAGUCGGACCUCGGUAAACUUGGUAAAACGAUUUUUCCGGCGCAGCGUCAGUAGAAGUGCACAUCAGCGUACAAAGUCAUGUAUCUCAUGUCAUAAUUCGGAAGUUUAUGAUUACAUAAGCUUCAUUUAACCCCGUUUCCCACUGUAGGCGCUCUCGUCAGUCACCGUCUUCGCACGCCGCUCAGGGAGCCAUUCGCAUCUCUCAUGUAUCGAUAAAGUCUUUCGCUGGCCUGUCAACACCACCAUCACCUGUUUUGAACUCCAAGGUUAAAACAGUUGUUCUUGUUCCCAUCGACCAUUGACACCAGUCUCAGCAGACGGUCCGAUUCCGGCAUUUAACUCGUCGGAACGCUUGCCUCCAAUCGGAUCAGAAUUACGGCGUACUAUCUUCUAGUUAGUGUAUUAAUUAAAGCUACGGGACCGUUGUAAGACCAACCUCGCCAUCUCAAUUUAAAUGAAUAAACCUAAGAUGAGUCGUGGGCAAUGAGCGCUUAUCAUUUGUGGACGCUUCAUUUGCAGAACAGCUGAGAUGUCUCAAGUUAUCUAAAGGCGUGACACACCAAUCUCGUCAUUAACGAGGUUACUUAUUUUUUGCUUCAGCUUCCAGAACUGUGGCUUGGACGAUCCGGGGCACGCCCUGCCACGAAAACCGAAUGUCGGCAGUCAUCUUAAUACACUAGAUCACAUUUCCCUAUAAAACUACGUUGCGGCGGCCACCUAACGACGCCGUUGCGUACUGUCAUACAUAAUAGAAGAUACUGGACUCGACAGCCAAGGAUAUCCAUUAGUGUGAAUGAAACUGAUUGAAAAUGACCAAGAGCUUUUACUACCUGACAGCAUGGAAGGAUCUGACCAGGAACAUCCCUGAAACGACUUAAUCGGUAAUGGUCGUACCUGCCACAAGUGUAGAGAUAAGUGAACACUAAAAAUCGAUGCGACGAGUAUCAGCGCCGUUCAGUAAUCUCACACCAUGGAAAUUACUGCCUAACGCCUGGCCCACUUUUUGUAAGUAUGCCUUUUUAGUAUGCUGCCGACGUCACUGACCGACUGUAAAAUUUCGAGUGUUCAGGGGCCCAGCAGAGAUUAAAUAUAUGGACAUACCAUGCCAUUGUCUCGUUCUGCCAUCGUUCGUAGUACCGUUAAUUCUUUUCUUGGUCUAUGACUUCAGAGCCAGGAAAUCGUCCAUUUUCUUGUUCGACUUCCGUCAUGGGAUCUGUAAACAUUUUCCGGUGAUUGGUGGGCUAGACGGAUUAUGCCCAGGUGGGAGGAGCUCUGUGGUUCACUUUUGGGCGGAUGUUGAAACCCGCCAUUUGAUUGGUGAUUCAUGUUUUUGUCAGUGGAGACUGGGACAAAGCGUCGAAGCCUAAACGGGUUCAAGCGCGCAUUGCGAUUUCUCCCGCCUCAGGUCAAAUAAUGUCGCUUUUGCCUUUACGUCUGCAUAUAUCAGCUCUUAAACACAUUGUUCUGGUUCUUUAGAUGAACUUCUUCGACGAUCACUCAAAGAUUAUCCUGUGCCCCCUGAUGGAAGCAGUGACCUACAUUGACCCAAACCGUGAUUUCAAAACCUUCCGCUUCAACCUCCUAAAGGCCAACGGUAUCACCGAAGACCUCAGGAAACGGCUGGUAUAUGCGAGCAGCAUGAUUGAUUCGCUCGCUCACAAGUCAUACGCUCAAACCCGGACAAUCUCUUCGACCGCCGGUGGGCAACCGAAGCCAUCCCGAACAACCACAACCAGUACGGACAGUGCAGUUAAGGCUGCCGUAGCAGCGGGAAAAGCAGCUGCGGCUAACGCUCUUGCCGCUGUCGAUGCUCUGAAAAAGUAG